Molecule: messenger RNA, 5450 nt
Organism: Mus musculus (house mouse)
Lineage: Eukaryota; Metazoa; Chordata; Mammalia; Rodentia; Muridae
Gene: Aipl1
Product: aryl hydrocarbon receptor-interacting protein-like 1
Exons: 7
Coding region: 3896-4897 (333 amino acids)
Cellular component (GO): cytoplasm; nucleus
Molecular function (GO): farnesylated protein binding; peptidyl-prolyl cis-trans isomerase activity
Source: RefSeq, a predicted model, not a curated record
UCUAACUGGCCACACUCAGCCUCCCCAAGAUUGAAAUCAAGGGGCCUGGCGUGCCACCACAAUGGGGCCUUCUUAUCGGUCCUCAAAAAAGAAUUUCUCUUCUCCCUCCUCUCUCCUUUCCUCAGCCUGGAGUGAGACUCCUAGAGACUCUUCAGGCCUCUUCCUGGUGUCAGGAUUGUCUGACCCUCUCCUGACCUCAGUGUUUACCUCCCAACCCCCUAUAAUAAUAAUGGUUGAUUUGUGUGUAGCACUUGCAAACACUCCCUUUCUAUCAGCAAGCCCAGUUUAUCCCCAGUGCUCUGCAGCUCUGUGAGGUAGCUGGGGUGUGGAGAGACUGGCCGUACACUUCACUCACUAACUGUAGCAGGGUGAAGGACCCAAAGGCCAUGCAUGCAGGGACGUUGUCUGUGUGACCAGGGUUGACCCCCUCACUGUUGCUCCUCAGACCCCACCCUUUUCCAGCUGGGGUCUCUCCCUUGACUCCUGAAGCCAGCACUCUUCUGGGUCCUGUCACCUCCUGCUGGCUGCAUAAAGCCAACAGAGCCAAGACACUGGUUCCCUGCUCCCCCAAAGUCUCUCUAAUCUCACCAAGGGGAACUUGUGACUUAUUAAACUCUGUGCUUUCUUCCUUCUUACACCCAUGGGUCUCAAGUUCAGCAUGUGUAGAGAGACAAGUAUUUCCAGACCAAAUCUCCAAUAAUCAAUCAGAGAACUGUACCGUUAUCUAAACGUGAGACCUUGACAAUGAGCUGGCUAGGCAGAGGAUAUGUUUGUAGGCAUUUAUCUUUGUGACUGUGUGUUUGUGUUUUGUUUUUUGCACAGGACAUAUCAUGUUUAAGACCACUCUUUGAAAGAAACCACACACACAUACACACACACACACACACACACACACACACACACACACACACACACAAACACUCCCCUCUCUCUCUCUCUGUCUCUCUCUCUGUCUCUCUCUCUCUGUCUCUGUCUCUCUCUCUGUCUGUCUCUCUCUGUCUCUGUCUGUCUCUCUCUGUCUCUGUCUUUCUCUCUCUGUCUGUCUCUCUCUGUCUCUCUGUCUCUCUCUGUCUCUCUCUCACACACACACACAACCCCAAACAAAUCUCCCUGAACUACUGUGACUGUUUGAUGUGCUCAGAGAAACUCUAUUGCUGUCACCUUGGGUGACAGUGGAUAUAGGCUGAGGUUCGAGAGCCUAUGAGCUCUCUUUUGCUUGAUGAUUUUGUCCCCCAGCCCCUCUCUCCUCCAUGGGAUUGUUUACCAGGAAUCAGAAAUGCGUGCUUCUCAACCUGCUUGUGUUAGGCCACUUGUGUUUGUGAUCACAAUCAGGAGAUACUUGCAGUGAAUCAGAGGGAGGAGGAGAGUGCUUUCUAUGAAGACGGAAUUCAAAGUGUGGGUAUGACUCAAUGAAGACGAAACACUAGGAAAUGAUUCUCUCCCUCCCUCUCUCUCUCUCUCUCUCUCUCUCUCUCUCUCUCUCUCUCUCUCUUUGUUUUUUCAGCGCUUUCCCGCACUCAGUUCCCCCAGCACCUGCCACAGCGCCUGGAGUGUCAAGGCAUCCAUAAUAAGGGCUUAUAAUUUCUGAGCCCUUAACCACUCGUCAGACACUCAGCUAAGAGCAUCCACAUUCUUGCUCCUCCGUUCUCACUGUAGGUCUAGGGAGUCGGAUCUAUUUUUAACCUCAUUACUGAUGACGACACUGGAGAUUCAGACAGGCGGAGAUCCUGGGUCUCUGACUCUGAGCCCCGUGUUCCUCUCUUUGGGUCACACAUCCUUGCUAAGCAUCUAGAGCGUGUGUGCAUGCAUGGCAUGUCUGUAGAGAGACUUCUGAAUGCUUGCAGCCCUCUACCCUUUUGCCACUUGGAGCUGUAACUGGCGGACCAGGUUAAUGAAGGGAAGUCUCCAUGGCAACGAAAGAAGGCAGAAGAAGUAUUUUCUUCUGAAUGGGAAGCUGCUCCCUUCAGCCAUGCAUAGAGAGUGGCUGGAGGGGGGCUCCACGCAGGUGUAGCUCUUUGAUGGGGGCCAGGUGCAGGGUCUCCUCAGAUGGAGGACAAUAAAGCAAGAAACCCAAGUGAGGCUCAGCUCUGCCUUUUCCUCUGCGGAGGAGGAAGGGAUAGAAGAGGGGUGUCCCAGCAGCCCCCUCUCCCCUGGCUUCUGCUUCUGCCUCAAAGCUUUCACUAGUUCCCCUCAUCCACACCCAGCAGUUACUAUGUGCAGAGUGCCAUGGGUUCGAAGAGCCAGGGACUAUGGGAAGUACACGGGGCACUGGGACUUUAGCUGGGUUGGAGGUUGGUUUUCCCAAAUAUGUGGCAUUCUACCUGAGGCACUGGGUGCGGGGUGAUGUCAGGAACAUUGCCACAUUCCAGGACUGACUAGAGUAAGGCUAAGAGAAACAGCAUACGUAGGGUGGAGACCAGGACCAGAGACUUGAAGGUUAGGACAGGAGCUUAGAACAGAUCUGAAGAGAGUGGGAAGUCAUCUGGAUUUGAAGAGAGGAACAGGUGACUGGAAAUGUUUUCCAAUGAGGCCUUGGAAACCUUUGAAGCUAUGGUCUAAAUAGACAGUGGACCAGUGUCCCCCACCCCCACCCCACCCCCCUUAGCAGUGAAGCCUGACCUCUGGAAUCCCUUUGCUGUGUGCUAUGACUCCCUGCAAAGUAAGAUAUGGAAACAGUAACCAAGGGUGAAGCAUCCAGAUGGGGCAUGAAAGUCCUUUUCUGCCAUUGUGCAUCUAAUCAGGAGAGAGAAAUGUUCCAAAGAGAAACUGCAUUAUAAGGAGUCAUUAUACAGCAACUCACAGAGCACGCAUCAGGUCGGGAGAAUACAGCAGGGAUCUCAGAGUCAGUACCUGACCCUGGUGUAUGUGGCAUGGCAGGCACUGUUUUCCCUGAUGGUCCAUUCUUCCUCAGUAACAUGCUCCUUUAAGCUACUGUGUGGCUGGGGAGAGAUGGAAGAGGAAAAAAGUGUCUACACCUCUCUAAGGCUGGGAUGGAAACAGACCCGAGUGGGGCUGCUGGCACUCAGGGAGAGCUUUCUACAAAGCCAGGUUGCAUCCUGUUUCUGACUGGUUAGCCUAGGUUUGUGGCCCUUUAAGGCAAGGACUUCUCAUGGAAAUCAAGACUUUUGAGGGUGCUGGAUAUCCCCAGGAUUCUGGCCUUCCUGGAGAAGGGAAACGCCCAAGGCCAUGAAGCCAUUAAUGUAGGAAGCUCUGGUUGGCUAUUAGCCAGCUAUAAUGUCCCCUCAUGGCAAGGUCUGUUACCUCUCUGUCAAUGCCCAAAAGGGACUGUGGUGGUGGUGGUGUGAUCAGAAUCCUUCAUUUAUCUUAAGGCUCUGGGAAAGAAGCAUGAAAAUUUAAGCUGGCCACAAGGUGGCGCCAAACACCAAGCCGACACAUUACGUUUUCUCCUCUAGUUCCCCAAGGGGGUUCAGUGGGCUCCACAUAAGCUCUGCUUGUUUCUCUGAACCCAGGACAAAGGCCUUCUAAAGGACUGGGGAGAGCCCGACUCCUCAGCCAGAUCUUAGAGUGGAGACAGAAGCUUGACACUAGGAAUUUAUCAAUUUCCCCCAGAACUGGGGUAACUCUCUUAGUCACCCCAAAGUUAGAAACCUUCUCCCAGACCCCAGGAGGAGAGGAGCAGGGGAAAGUGGAGAUGUUAAGGGUCAGAGACUGGGACAAUGUCCGCACUACAGGUACAGGAAGGCAAUGGUGGCUUUGGGCCUCCCUCCUUUUCCCCUCGGAUGGCCCCAGCUGUCUACUGCUGCCUGCUUUCUUCUCUCCUUCCCCACAGAAACAUCUGUGGACCUUUUUUUUUGAGGUGGCACAAAGGAAAACCUUGAUGUAGUCACUAUGGGUGUCAGACCGGGGAUCUGCAUCUGCUGAGAGAUCCUGAGGAAUGUGGACGGUGGGCAUGGACGUCUCUCUACUCCUCAAUGUGGAGGGUGUCAAGAAGACCAUUCUGCAUGGGGGGACGGGAGAGCUCCCCAGCUUCAUCACUGGCUCUCGAGUGACCUUUCAUUUCCGCACAAUGAAGUGUGAUGACGAGCGCACGGUGAUCGAUGACAGCAAGCAGGUGGGCCAGCCCAUGAGCAUCAUCAUCGGCAACAUGUUCAAGCUGGAGGUGUGGGAGACGCUGCUGACCUCCAUGCGGCUGGGCGAGGUGGCUGAGUUCUGGUGCGACACCAUUCACACAGGGGUCUACCCUAUGUUGUCCCGCAGUCUGCGGCAGGUGGCUGAGGGCAAGGACCCCACAAGCUGGCAUGUGCACACGUGCGGGUUGGCCAACAUGUUUGCAUACCACACGCUGGGCUACGAGGACCUGGAUGAGCUGCAGAAAGAGCCACAGCCUCUUGUCUUCCUGAUUGAACUGUUGCAGGUGGAGGCCCCAAAUGAGUACCAGAGGGAGACGUGGAACCUGAAUAAUGAAGAGAGGAUGCAGGCGGUACCUCUUCUUCAUGGAGAAGGCAACAGGCUCUACAAGCUGGGACGCUAUGAUCAGGCCGCCACCAAGUACCAGGAGGCCAUUGUGUGCCUGAGGAACCUUCAGACCAAGGAGAAGCCCUGGGAGGUUGAGUGGCUGAAGCUGGAGAAGAUGAUCAACACCCUGAUCCUCAACUACUGCCAGUGCCUGCUGAAGAAGGAGGAGUACUACGAGGUGUUGGAGCACACCAGCGACAUUCUACGACACCACCCAGGGAUCGUGAAGGCCUACUAUAUGCGCGCACGUGCUCACGCAGAGGUGUGGAACGCUGAGGAGGCCAAGGCGGACCUGGAGAAAGUGCUGGAGUUGGAGCCAUCCAUGCGCAAGGCGGUGCUCAGGGAACUGCGGCUGCUGGAGAGCCGCCUGGCGGACAAACAGGAGGAGGAGCGGCAGCGCUGCCGGAGCAUGCUGGGCUAGGCUGGGCUGGAUUCCACUGAGUUAGACUGGGUUAGGUUGGGUGGGAGCUGCGGGUUGAAGCCCUGGGGCGAGGGCUGGGGCUAUGGACUGGGUAUCGGUAGGCACGCUGCUCCUCUUGCUGCAGGGUACCCCAGGGGAGGUGUUCUUGGCUACCAGGAGGCUACCAGUGACUUCUCUGCAUUCUCACAGCCCGUGGGCUACCCGUGCAGCAAGCAUAGAUUGGGCAUCCCUGGUUCAAUUAACCAGGUCUUUGAUGUCACUUUUAAGCGCAUAUCCGUAUUAAAUCACAUUAAGACUAAUGUCUUAGGGCUGGGGAUAUAGCUCAGUGGUAGAGAGCUUGUUUAGCAAACCUGGAGCCCUGGGGUUGAUUUCUGACACAAAUAAAUAGAUGCACACAUAAAUAAAUGCAUUUUGUGAGAUCAAAGUCAUAGAUGCCCAUGGAAAAUCAAAGCCCCUCCCCCAAACCUCAAAUUAACAAAGGGCACAGGACAACUACCAUUCCUUAGCUCAGUUGUAAUAAACAAACUUUUAAAAAAAGAUUUAUUUGAUUUUA